AUGAUUUUCCAUCAAGACAGUUAUUUUCCUCGUAGCGCCAAGUUUAACCUAACUGUUGACAUGUUGGGAGCGUCAGUUAACUUAAUUGAGACCGCAGCGCGAUUUGAAGGUUUUGAAGGUCUUAUCGAGCAAAUGUUUGGACCAGAUGGACACUUCCCAGAUGAACGACUUAUGGAAUUAUUGAACAUUAAAACCAACGAAUUUCAUUCUCGCAGUAAAAGAAGCACAAAUGACAACGAAAUGAGCGAAAUCAAGAGCAACCUCUUAACACUUCAGAACAAAAUGAAAAUCGAAAGAAAGAGCCCAACUGGUGCUAUAUCAUUAAAAGUUUUUGGUCACGAGUUACAGUUUCUGAGCUUUGAAGAUAUUGAUUGGCUACAAGGAGAAGCAGACUCAAUUAACGUCAUUGAUACUUUAAUCAACAUCGCCCGAGGCGGUAGCAUAACUUACACCAAGAGCUUCAUGUUGCUUGAAGCCGUUCAUGAAAUCCCAACGGCUCUUGGAAUUCCUCUAAAGUUAGCUGUAAAUGGAUCAAGUGUUACUUCUGUAACGCUCAACGGUAAAUUUGAUAUUCGAAAUAUGUUUUGGGGAAAGAAAAAACUGGACGUACGAGGUGUCGUCUCUCCAAGUGCAACAGUUUAUAUUUCUGCUAAUAUGAUGGUAGAUGCAACACAUUCAUCAUCAGGUAUUCAAGUGAAUGCCUCGCUGUUUACAUCGACUGAGAUCAAUGGUAACGCUACGUACAAAGAAGGUGAAGGAAUCAAAUUAAGUGUCGAGCCACCGAGUACACCAGUUUAUAUUGUGAACGUCAAAUCAAAUCUUGCAACAUUUCUUAAUGAGAAACGACAGAAGAUUUUAGGAUCUCCAAGAAGAUUUGAGCAUAAGAGCUGCGUUGACUUCUCAAGAUUCCUGGGUGUAAGUCUUUGCGGAGACGUUUCACUUCCAUUGGCUUAUCGUGAUUAUGAUGCUCCGUACUUUCCUCUAACUGGAGACACAUCAUUUGGAAUGGUUUUCAAUACGACCAACGCAAAUCUUGCCCGAUUUGAAGUGGAAACACGUACCCUUACGGAUGAAAAUGAAAACAGUUAUAAUUGGAUGUUCAGUGUACAUGUUCCAGGUCUCACAUUUGGAAGAAAAGUUGUUGGCAACUCUACAUUUCAAUUCUUGAAUGAUGGUCAAUAUUUGGGUGUGACAUGUGGUAUCCAUGACUACAAAUUUGGUAAAUUUGAGGCGAAGUACAACAACGUAACAAACAGACUUCAAACUAAAUUCUCAACACCAACUAUGUCUUAUCUUCGACCAAUCACCAUCGAAACAGAGGUAUUUAAUACGAAAAACAACGAGACAAAUGCUCAAGAUAUCGGCAUAGCAAUAAAUGCUAGGUACAACAACCUGACAAUAACUGAUGUUAUUUCUUUCCAUAAACACAACGAUCGAUACGGUAUCAAAAGUAAAUUUACUUACUGGCCAAUGAAGCAUAUACUGACUGAAGCACAGUUUUCACUGCUGAAAAAGAGUUUGCAUGUGAAAAUUGAUGAUUCCAACAACAACAAACUAUUCUUCGCUGGCAAACUUGGAAAAAGCGUCAGUAGAUUUUAUGUAAAGAUUGGAAAUAAUCUCACAAAGAAAGAAAUCAAAAUAAACGGAGAGUUGAACACGAAAAAGAAAGUUGUUCUUGUGGAUAUGAUCUCCAAACCAUCUUGGCAUGUGGUAAAGUUUGAAGCUUAUCCUCGAUGGAAUGCUUUAGAGAAUGGUUUUCAUGUGCGUUUAAGUCAUCUGAACUCGUCGUCAUACAUAAAUGGUUACCUGGGAUCUUCCAAUCCAAAGAGAGAAUCACUCUUCAAAUUAAAUGGCGAAUUUAUGAAGAAGCCGUUCUUGCUCCGUGCUAGUCAUUUUGUCCUCGCAAAUGGUAAAAAAGUUGAAUGGGUCGUUGAAGGAUUUGAAAACAAAGCAAACGCGACUGUAGAAUACUCUUCAAGGAGAUGGUCUAAGAAGAAUCUUGAGAUUUCUGCUGCUCUCAAUAACAAUUUCAUGAAAACAGGUGUAUUUACGAAAAGCAAAGGUAUUGGUGCUUAUUUAAACGAUGAAAAAGUAGAGUUAGAUGUGGACUAUACAAACGAAGAAAAGCGCAAAGGGUUUACUCUUUCACUCAAAAGUACAAACAACCGGAAAACCAGAAAAAUCUGCAAUUUAGUUGUGAAAUGAUCAGAUUUGCCAACAAGACCACUUUGAAUCUUAAUUUAACAGGACCAGAAUUCAAAAGUCAAUUAGCUGUGUCCCCGUACUAUCAUGAAACUGAAGCUGGCUUGUCGAUCAAUGCAAAUCAUAAUAAUUCUUCCUUAACCUUUGAUGCCGGAAUUUUCAAUUCUAAGUCAGAAAAAGGCUUCCAGUUGCGUGCGAAGAUUUUAGAAAGGGAUCUAUCUGCUCGCUGGAGUGUUGUGACUGGUAACUCCGCUGGUCUCAAGUUUUCUGGUACAUUUAUGAAUAAAUCUAUAGAACUAAUGUCGACAUAUUCAAACGUGGAUAAUGGAAAACUUUGGUUAGUGAAAGGAAUUAUCGACAACAAAGAACUUUCACUCGCGACUUUUUAUGAUUCAAAUAAAAACUUCAUCAAAAUGAAACUCAAGGGGCUUACAAGAGACCAUCUUUCUGUUCGUCUUCACCUAACAAACCAUACUGAAGAAAGCUUCUUACAUCUGAUGAUUGAGGCAUAUAGAAGAACUGCAUCAAUUAAAGCUGGAUGGAAAAACAACUCCACAGCAAAAGGAAUCGUAUUUCAAACAAACUACAACCGUCGGCAAGUGUCUGAUGUAUUUGUUGGCGUUGUGACUUCACCAUCUUAUUAUGGGCUUCGCUUUAGAGGAAUUGUUAAUGGAAAGAAUAUUGAAGCUUUGUUGAAGUACACAGAAAGAAAGCGAUCUCUAGGUCUUGAUUUGACCAUACAAAGAAAAGUCGUAACAUUUGAAAGCAUCUUUGUUCGUGAAUCCGCACUCAAAGGAGUCCAGAUCAACAUGUUUUCACAAAACAAGAAAAUGGGAUCUGUCUUUGCUCUUCUUCACAGAAAGUCAUCUUCACAUACUUUAAAAGUUGGUGCUAAAGCUUUGCAGUAUAGUGCAGAAUACAGGUUAUCAUUAACAAAUUCAAGACUAGAAAAGAAACUAACAUCAAUGUUUGUCAUCGCAGUUCACUCACGUCAUUAUAGAUACGGUUAUUCAUUGUCGUACAUCAAUAAGGGAAUUAAUGGAGACAGUAAUCAUAUUGUUACAACAAAGUUACACUAUUCAAAGAAUAAAUUCCUGACUACCAUCUAUCAGUUUGCCAACUCAGACGACAAACUCGUUAUGUGGUCAAAAAUGGAGCUGGCCCCUGGGCAGUUUAUCCACAACAAAAUUGCCUACACCAAGCCCUCUCGAAAUUUAGUGAUCAAGUAUGAAAUGUUACCAGGAAUAAACGUAAUUUACGAGGCUACUUUCGUCAAUAAUCAUCAGUCACUCGGCUUACUGUCAAACUUGACCAUCUUCGACUAUCCAAUUAGCAGUUCAGCCAUGUUUAAAAAACAAAGUGGGUUAUAUUCCUGGCAACUUAAUUACGGUACAUCACGAGCACCAAUUCAAGUUAGUGGCCAUCUUCGACAUAACAACGGUAUCGACUUCACCUCAACUUUAUCUCUACUGGAUUAUAUAUGGAAUAAUACGUUUUUCAUAGACUUCGCAUCUAAACAACUGCAGCUAAAUAUCAACGUGUUACCUUAUGUUCCCAUUAAAGUAUUUGCCAACAUGAUGAAUGAAAGACAAUUCGUGUUCAAUAUUACAACAUGUUCAGCAUUUUCUACGGAACUGGUUGGUAUUAGAUCGACUGCAGAUGAAUAUAAUCUAAUUCUGAAACACAAAUACUAUGAGGCAAUAUUUGAAGAUUUAAAACUUACCAUAAGCUCAUUCAAACACCUAAAUAAGUUGCGCCUACGGUUAGAAUCUGAAGUGGCAAGAAAUAUGUUGAGAAUCCUAUCAGUGCAAAACCUUGUCAAUGGUAUUAACUCUUUGAAAAAAUCUGCUUUGGAAAUCGCAAAUGAGUCUGUUUCCUACAUGAAAACUGAUGGACAUGACACCAUUUUGAAACUGUUGAAUGUAAGCCAUAAGGAGCUCCUGCGUCUUCACAAUAUGCUACGUGACAUUGAUGUUAACAAUACUAUCUACGAGUUCUCUACAUCUCUCGAUUUAUUGGGAAAGAAACUGGCAACUGAUAUUCUAUAUCUAAUGAAUAAGACGAGAAUGCAUGAUAAUUUGUUAUUCCAGACGUACAAGAACAUUGUCGAAAUUCUUAAAGACAUUACAACAGAUCUUUUUCCUUAUACAACAUUGUUUCCCAACGACCUUAUGAAGUUUUCAUCGCGAACAAUUGAGCGUUACCUCAACAUCUCCAUUGGUGGCAUUACUAUCAAUAAGUUGCUUAAAGCUGUAAGUAUUAAUGCAAAGAGAGGUUAUGAAAUAACAAUGGCGAACAUCGUAAAGCAAGUACAGCUGAUUUUAGCGAAAUGCCAACACACCAAAGUUAAAGUAGAGAACAUUAAAACCUACAUUUAUCAAGCAAUUGAAUUUAUUGAGGCUUUCACUUGUAACUUCGACGUUAAUUGUACCAAAGUUAAUCUUGAAAUAUGCACAAAGCUGGCGGAACAUUAUCUACGAGUCAAUCAAAAGAAACUUCUUCAAACAUGGAAUGUUGUAAAUGCAAGCGUUUUGUUUAAAUUGAAUCAACUGAAGAACCAAGUUGAGCAACUAGUUAAGGAAAAUCAGUUAGAUGUGAAGAUAAUGAGAAUUCUUCAACCAAUCCUUGUUCUCGUAAACGACUACAGUGAUUUCAUAAAGAAAACGAACAUUUUGCCUUGAAAAUGGAUCAUGUGAGUAACGUUGUAAAAAUGUGACGAUAAAAUACUUGGCAAACUUCCACCACUUGAAAAAUUUAUAUGAUCAGUUUCAAAAUUUGUCCAUGGACGAACUUGUGUUGUUAGCUGAAGAUCAGUUAAAGAUUAAUGUAGAGAAAAUGAAGAACAGAUUUAUCAAGUUCCAAGUUGUAGCUGUUGAUUUCAUGUCAUCUCAUUUCGACAGUAUAGUUAACGGUGCCUGGAAUUGUACUUAUGGUGACUUGGUGAAUACUACACUUAUCAAUGCUCAACACUUUAUAAAAUGGAUUGAAAAGAAGCUCGAAAAAGUUAUAUUGACAAUUUAUUUGGUACCAUACUUCGCAAAAUACGAUAAAUUCGAACUUUAUGAAUUUGUCACAGCAAAUAUUUAUCAAAAUGCUUUGAAAUUUUAUACCACAACUAAGUUAUACUAUGCUGUAGCCAUUAGUCUUUCAUACUCAACUAUUGAAAACUCUGUGGAAACAUUAAAGAGAAAGUUUUUGGUUUUGCGCGAUGGACAUUUAUCUAAUGUUACAAUGACAAAACUGAAUGAGAUACGCGAUGUUUCCAUCAACAAGACUCUUGAUUUGUUGAAAAAACUCACAAAAGAUGCCUCCUUGCUUGUUUCAAAUUUGAAGACAGAGACCAUGAAGGUUCAAGAAAAACUGUAUAACAAUUUGAAAACUUUCAUAUUCAAAUACCGUACGAUGCUUUUAAAAACAUUGCAGAGCAGCCAAACAGAAAUAUUGAACACGAUCAAUUUGUAUAAAGACAUACCUAUCGAGGAAAUUUAUCGAAAUAUGCAAACAAAAGGCAGCGAAGCUUUGAAUAAUAUUUUUAGAGUUGUAACAAAUGAGACACUAACCUUGUACCAAAGUGCGAUGAUGAAGUUCAUUGAGAUAUUGGAAAUUUAUGAAAGAAAUAAGCUGGUUAUUGAA
Molecule: messenger RNA, 5835 nt
Organism: Xenia sp. Carnegie-2017
Lineage: Eukaryota; Metazoa; Cnidaria; Anthozoa; Malacalcyonacea; Xeniidae
Product: apolipophorins-like
Exons: 6
Coding region: 1-2205 (734 amino acids)
Biological process (GO): lipid transport
Molecular function (GO): lipid carrier activity
Source: RefSeq, a predicted model, not a curated record